Aspergillus versicolor CBS 583.65 is the source of this 420-nucleotide messenger RNA. RefSeq lists its product as uncharacterized. Gene Ontology annotation, biological process: regulatory ncRNA-mediated gene silencing. The record is from RefSeq and is a predicted model, not a curated record. Gene Ontology annotation, cellular component: ARC complex. The annotation marks the transcript as partial. NCBI's taxonomy places the organism in Eukaryota, Fungi, Ascomycota, Eurotiomycetes, Eurotiales, Aspergillaceae. The transcript has 2 exons.
AAGAACCAGCAGCUCAUAGCUAAAGGAAUAGAUAACUUUAAUAAAGCUUGGUUAGUUAUAUUCAGCAGGGUCUAUCACGACCCAGCAGAGCCAGAGUACGAUCUUUCUCCAGAGGAGCGGGAAGCAUGCAUGAAGAAUGGUCUUCCAGUCCAGGAAUUCACGCUUUUCCUGGAAGAACGGCUUCUCGAACGCUGCUACCCCGGAAUGAAAAUCAUUGCUAACGUCUGGGAACUAAACUGCGGGUUCCACUAUUUCGAAGAGGUCAUCAGGGCCUACGGAUCUAUCUACACGCCGCUCGCCAAUGAACUCAUAACGGGCUGCAAGAAGCCACGAGCUUUCGCUGCAAAGAAGAAGCAGAAAGAGAGCGAUGCUGAGUGGAAAGCAGAGCCUACAAGCUUGGAAACCCUUCUUACAAGGUAG